Canis lupus familiaris (dog) is the source of this 1856-nucleotide messenger RNA. It is a transcript of the gene DOC2G, whose product is annotated as double C2-like domain-containing protein gamma. NCBI's taxonomy places the organism in Eukaryota, Metazoa, Chordata, Mammalia, Carnivora, Canidae. The transcript is spliced from 4 exons. The record is from RefSeq and is a predicted model, not a curated record. Gene Ontology annotation, cellular component: membrane. The coding region runs from base 1324 to 1671 and encodes 115 amino acids.
CCAGGCAGAUGUGCAUCAGGCAGGGCCUCAGGUGGGCUGAGGGGGUAGAUCCAGGCCCAGGUGGGCCUGGGGACGCUGAGAAGCCAUCUCCUUCACAGGCCCUAGCAUUCAUAUGCCCUGGGAACAGCUGGACCCCAGUGCCUGGACAGGGAGGGAGACUCCCUGGCUAGGGCAACUGAGAGCAGCCACUGGGCGCUGGGACAAGCAGAGCCCUCAGGAGGCAGAGACGUAGGCCAGGUAGAAGCAGAGGCUGCAACUGGUGGGUUCUGUCCAUGGCCCAAUUUGGGAGGGCAGGUCAAGGUCCAGGAGAGAAUGGACAGCAGAUGGGGCUCUCUGGCUUCUAGGUUGACCCCUAAGCAUUGUAGGUACCACUCCUGGGGCUUGUAUCCCUACACAGGGGCUACAAGAGGCAGAGAUGACUGCAAGAGGCUCCAUGCCAAAGACCAAAGGCAUGGCCAGAACCCCCACCCCCACCCCCAGCUCAGCAGAGUGAGGGCCCUGCAAGGCUCAGGGCAGGCCCUCCCCAGCUCCUCUAGGUGGUUAGGGCCAGGUGCUGCCGCCCUGCCCCCUGGUGGGGCUGCAAGUUGCUGCACCUGCCAAUUAGCCAAGGCCAGGCUGGCAAGUCCCACCCAGGUGGGGCAGGCACUCUGAGACACACACUUCCUGUCCAAGACCCCACACACUGAAGCAUCACUGUGCAUGGCAGGUGCUUCUGGAAUACUCCCUUACUGAGAAAAUGUAAGCAAGGUGGUUGGGCUUUAUCUGAACUGAAUCCUACCUUAAGUAUGGGAGAAACACAUUUUUCCCGGGCAUCCUCCCCAAGUCCUCACCAGGGGCUGAGGGUGGCAAAGGACAUUCAGAAUCUGGUCCCCUGGGUGGUGGGGGGUGAAGAGGGUGGUAAGAGGUCAUCUAGGAAGCUCUUAGCAUGUUUGUGCCACUCAGACUCCAGCGCCCUUCCCCUCAGUGACAAAGAUGGCCUGACCUCACCAGUAAUAUGGCCUGAGCAAGCCCCUCCCCUUCACAGGCCCUGGAGGGUACAGGGCCGAUCUGGAAGCUCCCUUCCAGGGCACCAGGCCAGUGACUAUUUUUGGAAACUGAAUCAUGACAUUAAAUUGUUGGCCCCUGAUUUCUUGAGUUGUUACAUUCAGCUGACACUGGUGGGUGUGCAGGCUUGUGGUUGCACCUGGCUGACCACAGCCUACCCUGCAGGAUGAGGUGGAGGCGGCAGGGGAGGAGCGGGGGCGCAUCCUGCUGUCACUGUGCUACAGCUCUCAGCAGGGCGGCUUGCUGGUAGGUGUGCUGCGUUGCGCCCACCUUGCCCCCAUGGAUGCCAAUGGCUAUUCGGACCCCUUUGUUCGCCUUUUCCUGCAUCCAAAUGUGGGGAAGAGAUCUAAAUACAAGACCAGUGUUCGGAAGAAGACCCUGAACCCUGAGUUCAAUGAGGAAUUCUUCUAUGCAGGCCCAAGGGAGGAGCUGGCCCAGAAGACACUGCUGGUGUCUGUAUGGGACUAUGACCUGGGUACAGCUGACGACUUCAUUGGUGGGGUCCAGCUGAGUAGCCAGGCCGGUGGGGAACGUCAGCAGCACUGGUGUGAAUGCCUGGGCCGCAGUGACUGCCGACUGGAGCUGUGGCACCCGCUGGACGGUGCGCCCCUCCAGCUCAGCGACUAGAAGUGGUACCCAGCCUGUUCCUGCCUACCACCCUCCCCCAAACUGACCCAUACAGCUGGGAGGACCUGGAGCUGCCCCACCCACCGUGCCCAGCCCCACAUCAAAUUGUUUGCUUUCUUAUUCCCCUUUCAGAUUCACCCCCCUGCCAACCAUAAAGCAAGAAUAAACCUUCAAAUCAGACCAGA